Messenger RNA from Numida meleagris (helmeted guineafowl), 10832 nucleotides. It is a transcript of the gene PTBP3, whose product is annotated as polypyrimidine tract binding protein 3. Gene Ontology annotation, molecular function: mRNA binding. Gene Ontology annotation, biological process: regulation of RNA splicing; mRNA processing. Lineage: Eukaryota; Metazoa; Chordata; Aves; Galliformes; Numididae. The transcript has 16 exons. The record is from RefSeq and is a predicted model, not a curated record. Gene Ontology annotation, cellular component: nucleus. The coding region runs from base 3423 to 5093 and encodes 556 amino acids.
GGUGGGGGGUUAGGGAAAGGCUAACCAGAGAGCGGUGUGCAUGGCACAGCUCCCCAGGGCAGCGGGCACGGCCCCGAGCUGCCACAGCUCAGGGAGCAUCUGGACAAUACUCUCAGAGAUAGGGUUUGCGUUUCGGGUGGUCCUGUGUGGAAUCAGAGAUUGGACUCGAUGGUCCUUGUGAGUCCCUUCCAGCUCAGGUUGUUCUGUGCUUCUUUGAUAGAUCUCACUCUUUAUGACAAAGCAAUUGACUCUCUGUUUAAUAUUAUUGCAUUCGGAGGUAAAUGUGAUCCAAGUUAAAGUCAUUUAAGUUGAAAGUCAUUAGCAAUGGUAUAAGCUAUAAUUUUCUAUUGACUGUUGAUGGCAGGCAUUGUGUGUACACGUACAUUCUUGACUUUCUUGUGUUUUAGUAAGAGGAAAAAGUCAGGAAUAGCAGUAAAUAGAGAAACUGAAUAUCUAUUUGCUAGUUAAAUUCAGCCGCUCCAUUAUGAGAUCAAACCUCCACAUUUAACAGUGCUUCUGAUUUAUGUUGAUACUGUUAAAGAGGCAUAUACAUAUAAUUAUCCCUAGAUUUCACAAGUAUUUAGGGGAUUUAUAUUAUAUAUUCUUCAUAUGACAGUAAAAUGCAGGCUUUGUAAUUCUAAUAUAACUCCUUCAUUUAUAUCUGUUUCUAAUGUAGUUUGAGUUAUAUGCUUAGGAAAAAUGUACUAAACAUACAUUGGAUGAAAACAUCCCUCCAUAUGAGGAUGCUGUUCACUGAACAAACUAACUUGCUUACUAAUAACAUCUAAUACAAUUGGAAGUAUGAAUUGUCUGAUAUCAGAAACAUGAAAGAAGCAUAUUUUAAAUCACUCACAGUUUCUUUGCCAGUUUUCAGAAGAUCACUUGCAUUAUUUCAUCUACAGUCAAGAAAACUGAUCUGUUUUGGUGCCCUGUGGGGGGAGAUCAGCAGUUGAGUAUGAGACUCCUACCAGGGACUGUUUAUCAAUUUUCCCGCUGCACAGAUGCUGCGCUAGAAGAUGAUUUACCUCUGAAAGUACUAAGUGGCAAGCGCAAGUGUGUGUUGACUGACUUGCUUAUUAAACCCAGUAUUGUAUCAAAAUGUGAAGGUGGGAGUUAGCUCUGCAAUGAAAGUAAGCCUGUAGCCCUUCUAGGGAACAGUGUUUCAUGGAAUGUCACUUUUGCUUUCAGUUUUUCUCAUGUUGACCACUGUAUAUCGUGUGUAUUUUGAAUUUCAUUUUGUACUGGAUAAGCUUUGAAUUUGAGACUUUUUUUCCAUUUCAUUGUAUGAAAGAAGAGCUCAUCUUGUCAAAUAUGCAGCUGCAAGUUUUACAUUGCAGAGGAAGGCAGCAUUUUUGACAGUGUUGCAAGAGGACAGAUGAAAAGGAAAGAGUAUUUUGACUGUUCCUGUUGAUAGCAUUCUUCCUUGCUGUUGCCGUUUCCCAUUUAACUAAGGCUGUUUAAACAGGACAGUUGCCAGAAGUGCAGCACCAUCCUCAGCAGCUCGUUUUUGCACCGCGUCAUGGCGCAGCACUUGUGUGUGUGUGUGGACUAUGUGGUAAAUUGUUCUGGUACCGAGAUGCCACGCUGUUGAUAGCUUCAGGGAAAGCUGUGAAAGUACAUGGGUGGGGAAUGGUAUGGCUGGCUACUCUCACUGUAGCCUUGGAUCAGCAUAAAGUGACCAGGAAACCGCACCCUAAAUUUCCAGUGAUAGCCAAUGAAAUGAACACUCAUAUGAUUCAACAAUCUGACCAUUAUCUCUGCAAUUAACUUUCUUAAUCACACCAUACUACAAGUAAUUUAACUUGGUGUUGUUAUUCAUUAAAAGUCAUGGUGUAUUAUAGUGGCAUUUAAAGUCUGGGAGAAGACACUUCCUCAAAAGCGCAUACCAGAAGCACAGGAAUCAAUAUAAUGCUUUCUUACAUACAUUCUAGUCAUGUGGUUGACCCCACCAGAUGCUCACACAAUAAUCCCUGCUGGGAUCUUAUUGCUGUAAACAAACAUUACCAGCUCUUGGGAGCUAGAUUGCUUUUACCAUGGAAACAAGGGUGAUCCAUAGACAGCUCAACUGGCAGAAAUCAAAUCUUAUGAUUUCUUCUGGCUUGGGAUCAGGUUGUGUGGAGAAAUUGGGGACUUGGUAACCCUUUUCUUGAGUUUAGGGGCAUGGUUGCUAGGGGUACAGUCGCAUGUGAAAAGGACAUGAAGCAACUUCCCUCUGUAACGAAGACCAGGCUGCUGCUGAUUUGUUCUCCUGUAUCUUGCAGUGAUUUGAUUGAGAGCAUUGCUGCAACUUUGAUUCUUGCUUUCUGUGUAGCUCCUAGACUCCAAUACUUUUGAGGAGCAUGGAGGAUUCAGAGAAUAUUUAUGGAAAUGUCAGAGUGACAGUGUUUCUAGGGCUCAUUUUGUGUAACCAUGUGAACUAAGCUUCAUUCAUUAUCAGACAGCAGACUGACAUACACCUUCAAACUCUUAACCAGAACAUGUUGUUCACUAGAAACACUUAGAAUACAGUUUGCCAGUCAGCAAAUUAAAUGCACGUUGCCACAGUGACCCAAAGACCUCUGCAAAUUAAAUGAAUAUAGCAUUUGAGGUGCGUGCUAGGUGACUUAGUUUAAUCUGUAAAUUAUACAUAAUCCCUCUUGAUUUUCAUAGGUCUUAUUUUUCUACCAAGCUUUUCUUAGCUUGAUGAGGAUUUUCUUUCUAGCUUCAUUUCUCUGGAGCUUUUUGUUGUUCAUAUUUUUCCUUUUACUGCCUACUAUAAUGCAUGUGUUUUCUUACUUUUUUUUAAUGUCACUUCACUUCCUUUUAUUUUUCAGUCUCUCUAAUUUCUCUUUCUUCCUUCAUGUAUGCAGACAAGGUACUCAUUCAGAUCUUGUGUUACGAGAAGAAUUACUUGAGCUUUACAUCUGUUCAUUCCCUCUUGUUUCAGUUACCUGUCCUUUCCUAAAACAUCAUCAGAUUGGAAUCUGUAGGGUUUCUUUGUUUAUUUUGUUUUCAAGUUAUUUGUUGCACAAUAUAAUAAAUUCGAUAUGGUAGAAACUGUAGUGCGAAACUUCCUCCAUGGAAGCUUCUUGAACUCAAAAGUACAUGAUUUGUUAACUUUUCAUUUGGCUUCUGUCAGUGCUGACAAUCUUUCUGUAUGAUAGAAAUUAGCAGAGGUACACAGAAGCUUGCUCUCCACGUAGAAGCGGUCAGUUUCAGAAGAUAAGUAUGAAAUGCAGAUAUCCUUAUUCUCUUGAACUUUUUAAAAAUUUUUUUAUGUUUUUUUUCCCUUGCUCUUUCUCCUCUGAACAACCAAAUAUUUAUAGGGAAAGGAUGCCGAAGAGUAACUGAAGAUAUACCCUGAAAAAAUACAGAUGUUGCCCAGUCUUAUAGGUGAAACAGACUUGGGCUGAGGAAGAAAGACUACUGCAUGUGAAAGUGUCAUGCAGGAAGAAAUGAUAAGUGAGGAUGAAACAAGGCAGACAACAAAGCAGACCAGAGAAAAAGGUCAAGAAGACCUUGUAACAGAUGUUUCUGCUGUUGGUUUUAAGCGUGGACCUGACAAUCUUCUUUCUUCUAGUGUCAGUGGAAGGCCUCUUACCAUGAGCAAUUCUACUCCAGCUAAAGGUAAUGGGAAUGACAGCAAGAAAUUUAAAGGAGUGAGAUCGCCGUGCUUACCUUCUCGUGUCCUUCAUCUUCGUCAAAUUCCAGAUGAUGCCACUGAAGCAGAUGUCGUUUCAUUAGGUCUCCCUUUUGGCAAAGUAACCAAUGUAUUGAUUCUAAGAGGAAAAAGUCAGGCUUUUUUGGAAAUGGCUUCUGAGGAAAAUGCUGUUAGUAUGGUGAACUACUGCUCUUCUGCUAUACCUCACAUCCACAGUCAGCCUGUGUAUGUUCAGUAUUCCAAUCACAGAGAACUUAAGACUGACAGUCUACCUAGUCAGGCUAGUGCUCAAGCUGCAUUGCAAGCUAUGAAUACUGUGCAGUGUGGAAACCUGGCUGUUACAAGUACUUUUGCUGCUGAAGGUGGGCUCUCUCCAGCUCACAGUUCUGUUCUCCGAAUCAUUGUUGAAAAUCUUUUCUACCCUGUCACUUUAGAAGUGCUGUAUCAGAUUUUUUCUAAAUUUGGAUUUGUCUUGAAAAUUGUCACCUUUACAAGGAACAAUCAGUUUCAAGCAUUGAUCCAAUAUGCUGAACCUGUGAAUGCAUAUUAUGCCAAAAUGGCUCUGGAUGGCCGAAAUAUCUACAAUGCAUGCUGCACUCUACAUAUUGAUUUCUCCAAGUUAACAAGCCUUAAGGUGAAGUACAACAAUGAGAAAAGCAGAGAUUUCACUCGCUUCGACCUUCCAGCUGCUGAUGGCCAACUACCCCUGGAUCCAGCCAUAAUUGCUGCCUUUGGCUCCCAAGGUAUCAUCUUCCAACCAUAUGCAGGGUCUGGUGGAUUUGCCCCGGUCGCAUGCGUUCCUCAAGGUGCUGUCAUCACAUCUGCGGCAUCUGUACGGAUGAAUAAUCCAGCUGUUCCAGGAAAUUCUGUUUUACUUGUCAGCAACCUCAACCCUGAGGCCAUCACACCACAUGGACUUUUCAUCCUAUUUGGUGCUUAUGGUGAUGUGCUUCGUGUGAAGAUCAUGUUUAAGAAUAAAGAAAAUGCUUUGGUUCAGAUGGCAGAUGCAACCCAGGCUCAAAUAGCUAUCAGCAACUUGAAUGGACAGAAGCUUUAUGGGAAGUUCAUCCGUGCAACUCUUUCAAAACAUCAGAAUAUUCAACUCCCUCGUGAAGGAGAAGAGGACAAUGGUCUGACAAAGGACUAUAGUAAUAGCCCGUUGCAUCGCUUUAAGAAGCCUGGCUCUAAGAACUUCCAGAAUAUCUUUCCUCCAUCUGCCACCCUGCAUCUCUCCAACAUCCCGCCUUCUGUUUCUUUUGAUGAUCUUAAGAGUCUUUUUGCACGUACUGGGUCUACUGUGAAAGCCUUCAGAUUCUUCCAGAGAGAUUGCAAAAUGGCUCUUAUCCAGCUGGGCUCUGUGGAAGAAGCAGUUCAUGCUCUCAUUGAACUUCACAAUUAUGACCUAGGAGAAAAUCAUCACCUCCGAGUUUCCUUCUCAAAAUCUACAAUUUGACUUUUCUGUGAAUGUUCCUUUUAAAAUUGCAUUGCAGUUUUGUGAAAAUCAUCAAAUAGAGACUGAAGUAGCUGCGACCAGUUCUGCCUCUUAAAAGAAAAAGCUCGUUCAUACACACAGCAAAGAAUUAGGGGAUAAUCUUUUCUGAUUUCAGCUGCCAGUAUAUGAUCAAAGCUUAAUAUUCAUCGAUAAGAAGAUUAAAUUUCUUUAGAAAUAAUAUUUAUCAUCAAAUUUCCUAUUUUAAUUCUUCUUUUGAGAAUAUAUUUUGAAUUUUUGUUUCAAAUUAGCCUUAUUAAAUAUUUUAGAGUGCUUUUUCAAUAUACCAAACUGAGAAUGUUUCUAACAAAAUGGUAGAUCUACUCUACGCAUAUUAAACACUGAUUUGAAUGUGAAGUAGUGCUUGGCUUUCUUGGAAAAAAAAAAACCAAGCACUGAUUGCAAACGCCCUCUGAGCAGUAUUUAUGUUACUAGAGUGUGUGUUAAUACUUUGGCAAAUCUUUAAGUAACUUUUUUAAAACAUAAAUUUUGUGCUGUUCAUAUGGGUUAAAUAAGUAGAGGAAAGGCAGUGCCUUUUCUUAGUGGAGUAAAAGAUAUUUGAGUUUCUCCAAGCUGUGACAUUAGAGUCUUAGCCUGGCUUCAUCCUGGAAUGGAAGUUUGAUGUGUUAUUUUACUAUGAAGUGAUAUUGUGUAAUAGUAUUUUGAAGAAAAUAAGAGGAGAAAAUAGUCCUGAUUUCAAAGAGUUUUUUACAUUUCUUUAAAGAAUAAAAUGUUUACAGUCUUAUAGAAAAUAUUCAGGUCUAUGAUGGCUUAAUGAAUUUUUAAGAAGUUAUUUUUGGUAAGGUCAUAUUUGGGGAUGAAAAAUUAAACCUCAAGAGUUUUUUGUACCAAUAUACUUACUGUGUAUUUACUUAAUUUCUUAUUAUGUGCCUUACUCUGUGCUUAUGACACAAUAGCUUUGAGUUUUAUCUGAAGUAUCUUGAAAAAUGUCAUGUGGGCUUUUAAAACUGUCUUUUUUUUCCUUGUAAAUAUUUUCCUAACUGCUACUUUUUUAUUUUCCCCCCCUCUUGAACUCCCCCAUCCCCACAAAUAUUCUAACUUCUAGUCUCUGGUGCUUUAGUGUAGAGAUAGGGUACAGGUGAAAAUUAAGUUUAAAUCAUUAUACAGUCCUGUUGGCCUCUUUGAACUUACCUGGUUGCAGUUGUCUGAUACCUACAUUUGGCUGAAAAAUACCUUUACACCCAGAAAAAUACACAAAAGAACAACCAACCAAAAAAAAAAAAAACGAAAAAAAAAAACAAAACAAAAAAUCAUACAGAAAGGCAGAAGAGCAAAUUCCACUCCAGUUUCUGGAACUUAAAUUUUUGAGAGAUGCUGUUUCAAAUAAUUCUCUUUCAGGUUCCUGCAUUUACCAUGAAAAGCAUUCGUUCAUUUGUCAAAAAGUUCAAUACUGAACGUCCAAUUCUCUUUGGAGAAUGAGCUGAGAUGCAGUUAGUUUUUGUAUAGAAAGUACAUAUGAACAUUACUGAUUUCUCUCAUUAAAGAGUUCUUUUUUCUUUGUAAGGGCUUUUUCUUUUCAGAAUUUACCAAAAAUACAUCACUUUUUAGAAGUGAUAUCAUCACAUUUAAAUGUUUAUAACCACUGCAGAAUUUUUUUUCUGUGGUAAUAUUUUGCUAGUCAUUCAUUUUGUUCUUUUAUGAUUUUUAAUAGUUGUAGAAUUUUUUUCCUAUCUUUCCAGAAUAAAGGGUAUAAUUCUUGAAAGACCUGAGUAUUUUGGAGUAAGCUUCUUCAGAUUGUUACUCUGAAUUACUUCUGUAAAAUCAGUGAUAUACUAGCUUGCCUUGCUUUAAUGUCAAUAACUUGAGUUGCAGCAGCUAAUCAUACUAAAGAAGGUGCCAGGUCUCUAAAAUACAACAAAAGCAUGCCAUUUGACAGUAAGUAAAAUGCUGACUAUGUAGGUGGCUACAGUAGGUUUUAGCCAACACAUAUAAAUAACUUUUCAGAAUGUUAUAUUUAAUGGGAAGCUAAAUGCUUAGGAAUAACAGACAAUGUUAUCUUUGGGAUUUGAGAUACUCUUUUCAUUUCCCCCCCUUUCAAGUGACUGAUUCAAUCUGGUGAAUUGUAAACCCUUUAUAAAAAAAUAAUUAAAAAAAAAAAAAGAAUUGAAAGAAGUGCAGAAUCAGAGCUCCCAGAACACUCUACUAGAAAAUAUCAUCUUCUUGUUUUUAGCAAAGUGCCAUGUUGGAAGGACCCUUUUUGAAAAAGGUCCUACCUGCAAAUGAACAAGGUAGUUAAUUCGUAGUUCAUGCCUAUGCUUAAUCUUCUUAGCUGUUAGGCUGAUAACAGUUAAAGACAGUUGCUAGGAAUGUUCCUUGUUACUGCACAUAGUUUGUUAGUACUGGAACAUUAUUCGUAACAUAUGAUUUCUCACUUUUUUAAAUGAACUACAGCUGAAGGGGAAAGGAAUCAUAUUAGACCUGAAUGUAAUUCUAAAGCAGAGAAAAGGAACCUUAAAUUUGAGAGUGAAUAUUGACACAUGUAAUAUCAAUAUGUGUAUGCUGUAUCACAUGUUAUAUGUGUAUACAAACAUACAAAUUACAUGCCAUUUUAACUUGUUGAUUGUAAUAACACUUAAUGCUAAUGCUUAAACAAAUGUGAAAGGAUAAGAACAUACAGCAUUCUCACAGAAAGGAAUAAUCUUUUUAUUUUGUCUUAGUGUUAGAAUAGAAGUAAUGUCAGCUCUGAACUUCGUGCAGUUUGAAAUGAGGAGGCCUACAGUUUGUUGCCAGAGAUUUAAAGAUUUUAAUGUCAGAAAAAUGUGGAUAAUAGAUAUUUGUGAGCUUGUUAGUUUGUUGUUGUUAUUUUUUUCUUCUAUGAUAUAUUUGUCCUGUAUCUUUCUGUCAUUAUCUUUUUUUAUUUUUGUUUCCUUAAUUGAACCUUUCUUGUCAACUUACUUGUAAACUUAUGUAUUUCUCAGAGACACUGCCUCUUAAAGAGAUCUGCUUUACCAGAUGUGCAGACAAGCCUCAAAAAUAGCUGCACAUCUUGACGUUUGCUUAGCAGAAUGAUGGUACCAGUUAAGGCUAGCUUCUGCCUUGAAUAAUUAAAAGUGAAAAUGUUACUAUAAUGCACUGUUAGUGAAGGAAAAGGACAAAAGGAGUAACUCUUAAAUUGUGCUUGACUUAUCAGUGUAAAAGCACAGUUGCAUCUCAGUUUGUGAAUCUCUAAGCAGUGUGUGAGCUGACUUGACUUUAUAGGUUCUUACACUGAUGCAGGUUGGAAAUGAAACUCUGAAGGCCUUAAUCCUACCUCUCGCUGGGAUUAGAGCUGACCAUGCUGUCAGAGAUUUUCCUAAUAUCCGACCUAGCAAUCUGUUACCUUUUGUUCUAUCACGGCACAGCUCCCUGAAAGAUUCUGGCUUCGUCCUCUCUAUACAAUGCCAUUAAGUUGUAGAAGACAGGUUCGUAAUUUCUUUAAUAUAAACUCUUAAUUUCUGUUGAAGUCACUUGUGAAGCGUGUCAUAAUGUGUAACACAGAAGUUGUACUCUAAAACACUAGUGGUUAAAUUCUGACCUCAGCUACCAGAAAUGGAUGAGUUCUCUGCCUUUGUAUAUUUUAAGUCAAAAAUCAGCCCUGGGUUACUUCCAGCUCCUACUUUUUUUUUUUUUUUUUGUGGCAGCAUAUUGGCUCAAAGUGUAGUAAGGCCUUCUUAACCCAGGAGAAACUCAGUGGCUUUUCAAAUGACCUGUAAUAUGUUGCCUAAUUGUAAAGCUUCAGCUUCUUCGAAUUUCUUUAAAUGCCUUGGAACAUCAGAUGAAAUUUUAUUUUUAGUUUGACUUAGUUGCACUGUGUGCUGGUCCCGUCAAUUGUACAGCUUUGUGCUCUGAGACAGAUUUCUUUUCUGUGCUUCAGUUAUCUCCACAGAUCUGAAGAGAUUUGCCUAUACAAUAUUUUCUGUUUACAGGUGGCAAACCUGUGUUUGCAUACAGAGAAAACUAUUUACCCAUACUGAAAAAACUACAGGUUCAUCUUCCUCUCCUCAGAUUCUUUUAUUUUUAGUUGUAAAGUGAUUCAGGUUUUUUUUUUUUUUUUUAAGGAUGCAGACCUAUUCCUUGUAAUUGUACAGCUAGCCAUGUACUGCUGUUUUUCAAAUGCUUUUAACUUUUGUCCUGGUGUGCUUUUAUCUGAAUCAGAUUUACCAGACUUAGUGUUUUUACUGUUGUGCUGAAAAUAUAGUGUUCAGAUUACACAGUUUUUCCUUUAACUGUAUAUUUAAGUCUGCUGAUGGUUUGUUUGCUCUAUACAAGACUGUUUGCCUGUUCUUUUAAAAGAAAAUCCCAAUGGUUGGGAGUUGUGAAUUAUUUCGUGAAAGAAUUGAAAUAUUAUCAAGCAUUUAAUUUCAGACCCUGAUGGUGUGAGGUGAGUGGGGUAUAACAUAAAGCGGGACCAAAGUUUAUGUGCCUUCAGUAGUUCUCUGUGUAGAGUUUUCUCAUAUCUACUGCUGUUUGAUGUACAAUAAAUACUCUUUUUUUUUUUUUCCCCUGGAAAUUGUAUGUUUAUAUUGUUAAGAAUGAAAGUUGUCCACUAACUAUACAGGCAGCCAAUUAUAACUUCAGUACAGAUUUAAUGAUACAUUUGCCUUCACUGCUGCAGGCUUGGGUUUGUAUUUUGUGGGGGCAUACUGCAGUAUAACAGAAUCCAAGCAUAAUCCAUAUUUCCAACUUGAACAGUGACAAUAGUUUGCGACUGGAGCAGACCCCAACAAGGGAAAUGCUUAUGUAGCUGAAAGUCCUUGACCGAUGCUGAAAGCUUCUACAUUAGACUACUGUCAUCUCAUCACUGUAAGCAGUUUUUCCAUUCUUGGAAACUGCAUUACUUAUGAUGAGUGGGAAUCUAACCACUUAGUCCUUUUUAAGCACUUAUCAAGUUUCCUUGAUCAUGUUGUCUGCUUUCUGCAAAAUUUCACCCUAGAACUGCAGCAGCAGAUAGAAGGUGUUACUAAGCAAGUAGAUUCUUGUGUCAGAACAUCACCUCAUUCUCUGACCGAAGACUGACUGUACUGGUUUUAGUGAGACAUUCUGUGAAAACUUUUCUCUCAAGUUCCUCUCUGAAGGGAAGACCCAGUGCAAAGUGGCCUUUACUUGCUGUUUGUUGAUGAAACGCUUAGUCCAUAAAGAAAAUGAGAUUGUAACAUGAAACCUUGCCUACAGCACUGGGUUAAUGGACUACUUUUAGUACUGUAUCCAAGACAUUCAAAAGUGUGGCUAGAAAUUGUUGAAAUUCUUUCAUUUUACAUUAUCUGUUCAUAAAAGUCCCUUUUAGUUAAUAAAAACGUUCAUCUAAGACAAGAAAGUGAUGUAAAUAUUUGUAACACCUUUUUUUUUAAAAAUGGUAAAAAUGGCUUUGGUGGGCAAAUUGAAGUGUAAAAUGUUUUUAUAUAAAAAAUUGUAUGUUUUAAUAAACAAGUACCAGCUUUCACUUGUAAAGCAGCUUCUGGCAUUGGAGAAAAAAGAUUCCAUGUUUGCUUAUAUAUAAUAUAUGUGCAAAGAUGAUGUAAUAUUAAAAAGAAACUCUAUUUUCUAAUUGUGUAGUGCAUGGUUAGGUUGUAUUUGUUUAUGCUGCAAUAUGUUGUUUCAUUUAAGUUCAUGUAUAUGCUGAUUAAUUGAUACCUGUAUCUAACUCCCUAACUCUAGUUGUUGUAGCAUGCCUUUUAAUAAAUGUCAUUACAUCUGCACUCUCAA